Toxotes jaculatrix (banded archerfish) is the source of this 2752-nucleotide messenger RNA. RefSeq names its product nephronectin-like. Lineage: Eukaryota; Metazoa; Chordata; Actinopteri; Toxotidae. Gene Ontology annotation, cellular component: membrane. The record is from RefSeq and is a predicted model, not a curated record. Gene Ontology annotation, molecular function: calcium ion binding. Bases 231 to 2249 code for a protein of 672 amino acids. The transcript is spliced from 13 exons.
CGCGACCACACGGCACAGACACAGAGGAGGAAGUGACGGGUUUUUUUUCACCCCGUAAACUGAUUAAAUUAAAUUAAUUGGGCGCGUGUUUGUGACGUAUUAAAUCGCUGGACCCAGACGAGGUUCUGAGAUGUGGCUUCAAACCGCCGCCGAAGGUGGACGUUAGUUCGGUGCUAGUCCCGGAGCGCACCGGGCCCGGGGCUGUUUGUGUCCCGGGUUAAAGCAGGAAGAUGCUGACCCGGAUCAGCCUGGUUCUGCUGUCCUGGUUCUGUGUACGGAGCCGGGGCCAGCUGUUGGAUGAUAAGAGCUGGACGGACCAGGAUGUGUUGUCCGACGGUCUCUGUCGCUACGGCAACAGCGUAGAGUGCUGCUGGGGCUGGAGACAGAUGGGCCGAGGGCGCUGUCAGCCUUACUGUCAGCAGGGCUGUAAACAUGGGGAGUGUGUUGGACCAGACAGAUGCAAAUGUCACCCAGGAUACACCGGCAAGGCCUGUAACCAAGACCUGAAUGAGUGUGGUCUGAAGCCUCGGCCCUGUAAGCAUCGCUGCAUGAACACACUGGGCAGCUACAAGUGUUACUGUGUGGACGGAUACACACUGCAGCCGGACGGCAGCUGCAGGAAUGCUCAAACCUGUUACCAUGCCAACUGUCAGUACGGCUGUGAGGUAUCCAAGGGGGCGGUCCGAUGCACCUGUCCGUCGCCGGGGUUACGGCUGGGACCAGACAGACGCACCUGUGUGGACAUCGAUGAGUGUGUGUUGGGCGGCGCCGUGUGCCCUCGUCACAGGAAGUGCGUGAACACGUUUGGGAGCUUCAUGUGUAAAUGUCACCUCGGCUUCAAACUCACGUACAUCAGCGGACGGUACAUCUGCAUCGAUAAAGACACUCGGCCAUUCUGCUCUCUGAAUCCGUCCUCUCCAAAGUGCAGGUGCAAAGAUGGCAGCUGUAAAGCCGUGCCCAGAGUCACUCUGGAGCCACAGAGACCAAGAACUACAACUCCCAUCAGCCCCACAGCUACAACUCUGCAGCCUGUCACCACAGCAACCGCUACCAUGACACCAGCCUCAACUACGACAGCAGCACCUGCCCCGGCUACUACUGCGGCUGCUACUACCACACCGGUUACUAUGGUUACCACACCUGUUACUACUACUACUACUACCACACCUGUUACUACGGCUACCACACCUGUUACUGCGGUUACCAUACCUGUUACUACGGUUACCACACCUGUUACUGCGGCUACCACACCUGUUACUACGGUUACCACACCUGUUACUGCGGUUACCACACCUGUUACUACGGCUACCACACCUGUUACUGCGGUUACCAUACCUGUUACUACGGCUACCACACCUGUUACUGCGGCUACCACACCUGUUACUACGGUUACCACACCUGUUACUGCGGUUACCACACCUGUUACUACGGUUACCACACCUGUUACUAUGGUUACCACACCUGUUUCUACUACUUGUACAAGUACAACAACACCUCGUACUACGACGGCAUCGACUCCUCUGCCUGCACCUGAACUGGACACUACAAACCCAACAACACCUACUGUUACUACUACAGAGGUAACAACAGUCAGCACAGUUGCCCUGACAACCACAACGCUACCCACUACCAUCGCCAUGGUAACGACCACAUUGAACAACAGGAUCAACAAGGACGUGACACAGAAGCAGAGGGGAGACGUGCAUAUCCCUCGACAUCCCAAUCACAACCAGGUGUGGGAGUUUGAUAUCGAGCUGGGAAACACAGCCGAGGACGCCAGAGAUGAUCCUGAGGCUGGUGUGCUGCACUGUACGUUCGAUCACGGAGUGUGUGAUUGGUUGUCGGACAGAGAGGGAGACCUACACUGGGAAACGUCUCACAACCCUGCAGGUGGGCGAUACCUGUCUGUCCCAGAGCUGAAGGCGGGACAAAGGAGCGUCCGCGGCGCACGAUUGGCUGUCCAAAUCGUCCCACCCUGGAGCUUCGGCGACCUGUGCUUCUCCUUCUCUCAUUGGCUGACGGGGCACCAUGUGGGCGUGCUGCAGCUGUUCGUCAGGACGAAGGGACGAGAGCGAAGGUAUGGCCCCGCCCUCUGGAGCAGGACGGGCGGACAUGGUUGGAGACACACACAGGUUACCUUGACAACACACUCUCUGGACAGGGUGCUGCUGAAGGCCGAGCGGCGGCGGGGAUGGCGUGGACAGAUUGCUGUUGAUGAUGUCACACUGAGGCAGGGGGCGUGUCGAUGACAUCACUGCGUGGUCGUCGCCCAGUUCUUCAGCCGCUCGUACGGAUUGUGACGCCUCAGCUUUUCACCAUCAGGUUCACCUGCACAGCUGCACUGUCCACACCUGUCUGCUCUGAGGACAGGUGUCCACAUCAGCCUCACAGUCCAGCUCAGAGACCUGCACCUGGAGGAACAGGGACGUGUUUAUAUGUUCACAGGUAAAAAUGAAGUGACUGAAGAUGAAACACAGUCUCCGUGGACACGUGGACAUGUGGACAGAUGUCACUGCAGAGUGUCUUCUUGAUGAUUUAUUAUUGAUUUGUGAGGACGGACCCUCAGGUCUCUGACAGGACGGAGGAACACGGAGACUGGCUGGCUGUUAUUGUGAUGCUGUGACUCUCAGCUUCACUUUGUGUUUAAAAGUAUUUUAAAAUGUUAACGUCUUUUUAAAAUCUGUAUAAAUAUAUAGAUACAGAUUUACAGGAAGUGACACGACCUGUGUUUCAAAGUAAAACUCAGCGACUG